Molecule: messenger RNA, 2246 nt
Organism: Lycium ferocissimum
Lineage: Eukaryota; Viridiplantae; Streptophyta; Magnoliopsida; Solanales; Solanaceae
Exons: 4
Coding region: 1340-1780 (146 amino acids)
Source: RefSeq, a predicted model, not a curated record
GAAUUUGAUUGAAGGGAAAUCACUAUUCCUUUUCUUAUAAAGAGAAACCACUAUUCCUUAUCACUGGCAUUAGUCCAACAAUAUGUCUUGUCAUAUACAUAUUUCAUUUUUGAAGUUACAUCUGAAAAAGAUUUAACUGGAAGAAGAGCUAAGUGCAAAAGAAUUUAAAUAAAUGGAGUGUGUUAUUUCAGAGUCAAUAUAAUAUACCCUGAAAGCAAUAAAUUAGAUACUUGGCGGACCUAUUGACAAAGAUGCAGAAAUAAAUCAAAAUAUAUGCACUGGAAAUAGGUCGGCCAACGGGCAGAGUACAUUCGCCUGCUACUUAAAUAGAUGUACUCAAUGAAAUUGAAAGGAGCAUUAUAUUAUCUAAUGAAAAUUAUGUAACAAAUAAGUGUAAAAUGUUAGGCAAAUGAGAAGCAAUGCUUUAUACAGAAAAAAAUUUACUCGAAUAAGAUAGUUAUGUAAUAAGGACAAAACUAGAAAAAAGGGAGCAGAAGGAAAGGACUGAAACAACAUGGGCUGGUAUGUUGAUGGAAAAAAAAAACCAUGGUUAAUGAAGAAUGUACCUUAGAUCAAAUCAGUGUUGAUAAAUUAAAUAUUUUAGCCAGUAACAGGGUGAUGGUGGAGCUUAUUUGAGUUUUUGUCAAAAUCUGAAGCACUUUCAUCAUUAGAUUUUGUAAGGUUUGAUCUUCAAUUCCUAAUUAUCAAAGUUUAUGCAUGUUAGUCAACUGUUUGAUUCUUUCCUGUGAAAGUGAUUUACUCAAAUAAGCGAAGUAGAUAAAAAUUUGUCUGAAUACACUGAAUAUAGAAAUGCACCAGGAAAAGCUUUAUCCUCUGCAAAACUUUGUGUGGUGUAUCUCUUUGUCGGAAUAGAUCCUUUUCUUUGGUACGGAAAGGUGCACUGGUGGCUGUUGCUCAUUUUAUUAAAGGUUGAGUAAAUGAACAUAUGGUAAAGAUUUAGCCUUUGUUUGUAUGAUUUGAAUUGUGGUUGCUUUGCAAUUCGACAUAUUUUUCAAUUCAUAACCUGUUAAGUGUGUAUGCCGGUGUUGCUUCUUUAUUAAAAUCUAUUAGUCAGGACUUUUGGUUUUGUUGUCGACUUGCAAUUUAGGCCCGUAUAUUUUCCUUGAUAAGUUGUAGUUAUCGGUAUGCUAGCUUAAGAUUUUUAUUAGAAGGUCUAGGUAUUUCGAGUUGUCUCAUGGUUUUCUAUUUUGCUCUAAUUGAUUUCCUAUUCUUUCUCAUAUAUCUUUUAGGCUUUUGCGUUGAGCAUGUGCUCUGCUGUUCUUUCCUAUUCAAUGAUCUAAAGUUCUCUAUUGGUUUUGGACUAAUUUCCCCUUUAUAAAUGACCCUUCUAAUCUUUGUUUCUUUUCCCCUCAUAAUAAACAUGGUUUCUUCUGUAGCUGAUGCCCUUCAUCUCCUGCAGAAUAUGUGUUUACAGAAUGUUAUAUUGAAGUGCACAGGAUUGUUUAGUGCUAAAACUGUUAAGAAGAUACGAAAACCAAAGCUAUGGAAACACUCAGAACCAAUAACAAGAGCUCAGCUUGUGCAGAUGCGUGAUGAAUUCUGGGACACUGCGCCACACUAUGGGGGACGAAAAGAGAUCUGGGAUGCGCUACGUGCUGCUGCAGAGGCAGAUGUGAGCCUUGCACAAGCAAUCGUGGACAGUGCUGGAAUAAUUGUUCAGGCCCCUGAUUUAACUGUCUGCUAUGAUGAGAGAGGUGCCAAGUAUGAGUUGCCCAAAUAUGUUUUGAGCGAACCAACAAAUUUGACUGGUGAAAACUGAUAAGGCAAUAUAAUCAAGUUCCAUGCUUCAUUGACUGUAAAUGGUGUAAAUUGCUCUCACAAGUCUAUUCUCUCAAAGAUUCAUUUCGUUCUAUGCAUUAUGGUCCCCAUUUCGAAGUAUCAAGAAUCCAUCUUGCCACAACAGCAACCAUGCACUAAUGGUAUAGUUUUUGGACAUAAUAUCUCUAGCUGAAGAGGCCUUAGUAUAAGUUUCAAUUUCAUCAAGUACAUUUGUCUAAAAAAAUUCUCUUCCAGGAGGUGCUCUUGUUGGCAAAGCAAAUGAGCCAGCCUUUAUUGUAUACUCUUUUAGUCAUUACGCUACACUGUUAUAUUCACGAUACGGCGAUAAGGGGUUCAGAUUAAUAUUCUAUAUUCCUGAUUAAGGGGUUUACAUGUAUUAGUGCUGCAGAAUUUGUCAAUUUUGAGUCUAGCGAUCUACCUGUGCACUUGUGUUGUCGAUUUCCUUA